CUGUCAGAAGUUCUUAAAGUUGCGGUUUAAAUUCAGAAAAAAGCAUAUGGCUGACUCGCGUUUUGUUGUCUUGCUGUUUUGUUUUUUCCUGUUCUUUGAAAGACAUUAUUUUUUCGGUUGCUCGUAAAUAGUUUGGAAAACCGUCACAUAAUUUCGUUACGGAAAAAAUGUCCAAGUGUUUUCGUGACAUGAAAUCAACAAAAUUUGGAAACAAAAUUGAAUUUUAGACGUAACCAUCGAUUAUACUUUUCCAUACUUAAAAGUGACAGAAAGAGAAAUAAAUUUAUGGUGCAGGUGUUUUCUUAAAGUCCGUGUGUGUUUUUUCAUGAUUUUGUUGAUUCUAGAAUUUGAGAAAUAUUUGCAAAUAAAUUAAACAAAAAAGUCUUUGCAAUGGACUUAACCGUGUAAUUGUCAAAAUGUUGGUGUGGUAAAACAAAGUUUAAAAAAAUCUAAAAAAUCAAAAAGUUGUUGUACGAUUGUGUUGUGGGUGUAUUUGAAUUGAGAAAGAAUUUGAAAGAGGUUUCUCGUGUCUGGAAAUGAAGCAUUGAUGUCUUUCGUUUCAGUAUACAUUUUUGUGUGAUUUUUUCGUUGAAAAAUUCGAAACAAGUAAUUAUCAUCCUCGAACUAAUCAAGCUAAUGAGAGCGUGAGAAAAUCAUGAUUAAUGUCAAACAGUUGUCCAAUCAGAAAAUAUAAUUGUGUACAUGCCUAACCCAUGUCAACUAUGUCAUCAAAGUCAUAUUUUUUUCUUCCAUCGUUAAAUUGAAGACUGUUUGGAUAACGAUCAAUUGAAAAUGUCGCAUAGAGACUUUUCAGAGAAUGAACCCGAAGGAACACCCGAACUGCCUGUGGCAAACCGUGCGCUUUUCCUAGAAAAAGUUCGCCAAUCGAAUGCGGCCUGCCAAAAUGGAGACUUCAAUACGGCUGUGCUGCUGUACACGGAUGCAUUGAGUUUGGAUCCCGGCAAUCACAUUAUAUACAGCAACAGAUCGGCGGCCAGACUGAAGCAGGGCCAGUUUUCGUUAGCUCUACAGGAUGCAACGAAGGCGCGUGAAUUGUGUCCACAGUGGCCGAAAGCAUAUUUUCGACAGGGAGUUGCACUGCAAUGUCUGGGUAGAUAUGGAGAAGCUCUGGCAUCGUUUAGUACCGGUUUGGGAGAGGACUCAACGAAUAAACAAUUGUUGGCUGGUCUCAUUGAAGCAACGAUCAAAAGUCCGCUAAGAAACUCGUUGGAACCCACAUUUUCCCAGCUGAGAGCUAUGAAGUUGGAUCAGUCACCGUUCGUGGUCAUAUCAGUUGUGGGACAGGAGCUACUACAGGCUGGUCAAUAUCAUUCAGCUGUGUCAGUUCUUGAAGCAGCAUUACGUAUCGGUUCAUGUUCGCUGAAAUUGCGUGGUUCGGUUUUCAGCGCUUUGAGUUCGGCAAACUGGGCACUAAAUCAAAUGGAUAAAGCAAUCGGAUACAUGCAACAAGACUUGGCGGUCGCUAAAAGUCUGGGUGACACCGCUGGUGAAUGUCGAGCACAUGGAAAUUUGGGAUCGGCUUAUUUUAGUCAAGGUUCAUUUAAGGAAGCUUUGACCGCUCAUCGCUACCAACUUGUAUUGGCUAUGAAAUGUAAGGACACCCAAGCAGGUAUAGCAGCUUUAACGUCUCUCGGCCAUGUCUAUACGGCCGUUGGUGACUAUCCGAAUGCGUUGGCGAGUCAUAAGCAAUGUGUACAGUUGGUGAAACAGAUUGGAGAUCGGUUGCAAGAGGCACGUGAGAUUGGCAAUGUGGGUGCAGUAUAUUUGGCUAUGGGAGAAUUUGAUUCAGCUGUAGAUUGUCAUACGCAACAUUUGAGAUUGGCUAAAAAGUUGAACAAUCAAGUGGAAGAGGCGAGAGCGUACAGUAAUCUUGGUUCUAGUCAUCAUUAUAGACGAAACUUUGCGCAAGCGAUAACAUAUCACGAGCAAGUUUUGAGAAUUGCACAGCAAUUGGGUGAUCGUGAUUUGGCCAGAUCGUAUCAGCAACGCGCCUAUGCUGGUUUAGGACAUGCAUGUCGAUGUGCUGGAGAUACGUUGCAGUCGAAAAAAUGGCAUGAAAAACAAUUGGAAAUGGCACUUGCAUCUCGGGAUAAAAUUGGCGAGGGACGAGCCUGUUCUAAUCUGGGAAUCGUUUAUCAACUACUAGGCGAACAUGAUGCUGCUUUGAAAUUACACCAGGCGCAUUUGACCAUUUCUCGAUUGCUUCAAGACCGAGGAGGAAUGGGUCGAGCGUAUGGGAACAUUGGAAAUGCAUAUUCAGCGGCCGGUCUGUACGAAGCAGCGAUUAAAUACCACAAACAGGAAUUGACAAUAAGUAAAGAAGUACAUGACCGAAGUGCUGAAGCAUCCACACAUGGCAAUCUCGCAGUAGCGUAUCAAGCACUAGCUGCACACGAUAUGGCACUGAUUCACUAUCGAGCUCAUUUGAAUAUUGCUAGAGAACUCAAAGAUACCGCCGGUGAGUCAUGUGCUUUGCUCAACAUAGCGAAUUGCUUUAGUUCCCGAAAAGAAUUCUCUCAGGCCAUUCCAUACUACGAGUCUUAUUUGAUGUUGUCGCAAGAACUGGGCGAUGUAAAUGCUGAAGGAAAGGCAUGCCAUUUUUUAGGAUACGCUCAUUAUUGCAUCGGUAACUACCGAGAAGCAAUCAGAUAUUACGAUCAAGAUCUUGCACUAGCUAAAGAUCUGCAAGAUAAAAUGAAUAUGGGCCGAGCGUAUUGCAAUUUAGGAUUGGCACAUCUUGCUCUGAAUAAUAGCACGGCAGCCUUAGAAUGUCAGAAAUACUUUUUUGCUAUCGCUCACAUGACCAAUCAUUUGCCGGGAAAAUUCCGAGCGCUGGGUAACAUCGGUGAUGUUCUAUGUCGAUCUGGUGAUAUUGACGAAGCCACGAAAAUGUAUCAACGGCAACUGGCUUUGGCUAGACACGGACGAGAGCGUUCUAUGGAAGCGGCAGCAUGUGGAGCAUUGGGUUUGGCACAUCGUUUGGUGAAAAAGUUCGAUAAGGCGCUCGGUUAUCAUACUCAAGAGUUGACAUUAAGACAGGAACUGAUGGACGUCUAUGGUCAGACACGUGCUCACGGCCAUUUGGGUGCUGUUCAUAUGGCACUCGGUAAUUAUAAUCAUGCCGUUCAAUGCUACCAAGAACAGUUAGAAAGAGCACAAGAGCUCCAGGAUCGAGCUAUCGAAGCACAAGCUUAUGGCAAUUUAGGCAUUGGCAGACUGAACAUGGGGCAUUUUGAAGAAGCUAUUGGCUACUUAGAGCAACAAAUGGCAACAUUGGAACAAGUUAAUCUGCCUACUGUUCAACACGAUAGAGCAAGAGCACUAGGCCAUCUCGGAGAUUGUUACGACGCAUUAGGUGACUUUGAAGAAGGUAUUAAAUGCCAUGAAAGACACUUGCAACUAGCAAGUACGAUAUCCAGUUUCCGAGAUCAAGAAAUUGCCUACAGAGGACUGGGUAACAGUCAUCGAGCGCUGGGUAAUUUGCAGGAAGCGCUGGUUUGCUUGGAAAAGAGAUUGGUAGUUUCACAUGAACUUGGAAGCUUAGAGGCUAAAGCCGCCUCGUAUGGAGACUUGGGUAGCAUUCACAGUUUAUUGGGAAAUUACGAGCAAGCUGUUAAGUGUUUCGAGCAUCAGAGAGAUAUCGCAAAUGAACUGGGUGAUCGACUGACAACGUCUGACUCAACAGCGGGACUAGGUUCCGUAUUUCUUCAAAUGGGUGAUUUGGAUGGUGCACUGAAACUCCAUCAAAUGGACUUGGAACUAUGUGACAGCAUGGAAAUGCAAUCGUUGCAGGCUAGAGCUUGCGGUAACUUGGGAACAGUAUACGAAGCAUUAAAAUCGUACCCCGAAGCCAUCACAUUUUUCGAAAAACAAUUGGCAUUAACAACUGACCGUUUGACGAAAGCGUUUGCCUGUGGCUCGUUAGGCCGAGUAUUUCACACAAUUGGCCAGCUACCCCAAGCGAUUAACUUUCUGCGACAAGGCCUAUCCAUUGCACAGUCCCUUAACAGAUGUGAGACUGAAGAGGCUAAAAUCCGUCAUCGACUGGGCUUGGUAUUGCUGGCUUCGAACGAUAACGAAAAUGCUCGGAUGCAAUUGGAAACAGCCGCUGAUGUUAUAGAGUCUAUCCGAUAUGAUCAGAGAUCGUCGGAGUGCAGAUCCAUGCUGUUCGAUCUACAAACUGCCUGCUAUCAUGUUUUACAGAAAACCUUAGUCAUGAUGGGACGCCACGAAGAGGCUUUGGUUGUAGCCGAGAAAUGUAAGGCUCGAUCCAAUGCACAUGCAAGAUUCGUAUCGAGAAAAACGGUCACUUGCAGUGAGUCGAUCUUCGACACAGUGAACAAAUUGAAACAAAAUAUAAUUUACUUCAGUCUUGCCGAAGAUGAGUUGUAUACGUGGUUCUUGCAACCGCAAAAAAGGAUUGUUCGUUUCAACAUGUCCAAAAUCAACGAGGAAACGUUAGAAAUGACUGCAGAUAGUAAAGGAACAGACAGUGAAACCACCUCCAGUUUGCUUGAGCGAUACAUACAAAUGGUACGUGAUAGUCUAGGAGUCAAUUCUGAAUCCGUUCUACAUGAAGGCGAUGGAAGUGGUUGGCGUUCGUCGGAAAAUUUAUUGGACGACUUUGCUAGUGAACGAGACGGCUUCUUGCGUAUGGUCAAUCGCAAUCAUUUGAUGAAUUCCAGUAAUUAUUCGCUCAGUUCGUUAUUCAGUUUGGGAAGUGUCGGUGGAUCGGUGGCUAGUCUCCAAGGAUCCACAAGUAUGUCUUUCAGAUCGAUCGGUAGUCUGCAGGGAUCAACCAGAUCGCGACGAGUUCCCAUAGUUCCCCCAUGGCAGGGACCGACUUCAUUACAUCAACUUUACAACUUAUUGUUAGCUCCGUUCGAUGACUUGUUACCCAACAGUGCAAUGACUGCACGCGUUGGUCACAAGGACUUGAUUCUCGUAUUGGAAAGUGAACUUUAUUUAGUUCCGUUCGCGGUUCUACGCAGUGGAGAAGAUGGUGGAGAGUAUCUAUCGGAAAGGUGCAGUUUGAUUACUGUUCCAUCCCUGCAAACAUUACGACAAAAAAGUCGAAUGAAAUCUCGUGAACCACCGGACAAUUUAAAAAGUUCACUGGUUGUGGGUGGUCCAAGAAUACCGGCAACGUUAUCGGAGACAUGGGGAUGGACAGAAUCACCAGCUGCACUCCAAGAGGCUGCUAUGGUCUCCGAUAUGUUAAGUGCUAAGGCGUUGGUUUCAUCGAAUGCCACAAAAGAAGCUGUGUUAUCAGAAUUGCCUAGCGCUGAAUGUGUUCACAUCGCUGCAAAUUUGAGCUGGAAACUUGGAGCUGUUGUUCUAAGCCCGGGUGAGAUGUGCGGUCAACCACAAUCGUCAAAACGAUUCUAUCAACCGACAUCAGUGGACCUUGAAAAUGAAGACGAUGCAAACGAUUUGGCGGUUUCGAACAUGGAAAUUCCACCAUUGUCUGACUUUGUGCUUUCAUCAUCGGACAUUCAGUCGAUGAAAUUGAAUGCAAAGCUAGUUGUACUCAGUUCAUACCACUCAAUCGAGCCGAUUAGUGGAUGCGGAGUAGCCAAAUUGGCUGGAAGUUGGUUGAGUGCUGGAGCGGGAGCUAUUUUGGUUUCGUUAUGGCCUGUUCCAGAAACAGCUGCAAAGAUUUUGCUCCGAGCCUUUUAUUCGGCAUUACUCCAAGGGGCAAGAGCAUCACGUGCGUUAGCAGAAGCGAUGCAAACGGUUCAGCAUACAAAACACUUUGCACAUCCAGCGAAUUGGGCAGGUUUUCUAUUGAUCGGUGGAAACAUUCGUCUGUCGAACAAAGUUGCACUGAUAGGGCAUGCUCUUGGCGAAUUAAUGAGAUCGCCAGACAAGUGUCGUGAUGCGCUCAGAGUUUGCUUGCACUUGGUGGAGAAAAGUCUUCAACGAAUUCAUCGAGGACAAAAGAAUGCCAUGUACACGACUCAAAAGAGCAUCGACAACAAAGCCGGAUCGGUAAAUGGAUGGAAAGAUCUCUUAAUGGCCGUAGGUUUUCGGUUUGAACCAGCUGCGAACGCCAUACCAGCGAGCGUUUUCUUUCCACAAACAGACCCGGAAGAUCGAUUAAGCCAAUGUUCAGCUAGUUUGCAAGCACUAUUAGGUCUAUCAACCACCAGUCUUCAUGCUCUGUCCAAGCUGGUCAACAACUCGGAAAUAUCUGAUGAUAUUAUCGGUGUCAUGAGGAACAUAAUCGCCCAGUUCCCGCCGAAAGGUAGUCCUGACCUAGAGACGAGUGUGGAUAUUCCUUUAAGUGUCCGAUUGUGGAGAGACAUGCACGAAUUGUUGGCAUCACUUGGAUUCGAUCUAAUGGAAGUUGGCCAGGACCAGGUCACACUUCGUACAGGCAAACAAGCGAACAGACGAAAUUGUCAAUUUGUGUUACAAGCACUUUUAGCUCUAUUCGAUACUGAAAAUGGUGCACCGAAGAGUCUUGGUCUGGAUUCCAGUAGUAGUUGUGAGUCGUUGAACGAAGAAAGACAAGAAAGUUCUGCAAAUUCAGUGUGCUUGCAACCUCAAUCAGCGCUCAAUCAGCAGCGAAGUGUUUCGCCAGUUGGUAGCGUUAAAAGCGCACGUCCACCGUUGCCAUUUCGUCGAGCACUGAUCACUUCAGGCGGAGCAUUCACAUCGUACGUUAGAAGACGAGGUGAACCCGAUGGUGGACGCACAGAAAACGAAUUAUCGAUGAAAAUGCCGGCAUUCGACACCCGGCAAACAAAUACAACCGACAGUGAACUCUCCGAUGGUUACAUGUCGCAGACAUUGAACAAAUUUGAACCAAAGCCAAAAAUGGGUUUCUCAAGUCUACGACCUGUAAAAGUUAGUCGGCCAGGUGGUGGAGGCGAAAGUGACGCAGCAUUCACACCGAGUCCUCCAGUUGUUGUUGACAGUAGUGUUUCGUUGGCGUUGGCUCAUCAAACUAGAAUUCGAAAUUUGUAUUCAUCAUCAUCUUCAGUGGACCAUGGAAUGCGUCGCGAUGGUCAAACGCAGAACUCAAGGCGUCCUGAUAGUUCCAGUUCAGCUAGUUCAACUACUGAUUGGGAAGGUUCUGGUCAUGCAACCGUUUUACGUCGCGCUAAUCAACCGCACCACAUGCCUCCCUUACCACCACCGAGACAAACGCAUCCAUUGAUGGAUAACUUAAGAACUCCAUUAGGCCCUGUGUACAACAAUCUUGGACUCGAAUCAACCAGUUCCGAUUCCGAAUUUGAAAAGGGAUUCGAUUUACCGGCUUCAUCAAACUUAACGGCUUUCAGGGGAAAGAAACCGUUACAGCAAUUCCUCUCACGCAAAAUCUCCGAUCAGAUUGGAUUCAUAGACAGACUGAAUGCGCACACACAGAUAAAUGCGACGAAUUCGAAUAAGGCAAGGAAACCGAUAACCUUACCCGACGAUCAAAAUUCCGUCGCCUUCAAUACCAACAAUUUGUACUUCUCGCCGAACGACACCGACACCAUAGAUCCAAAAAAGAGUAUGGCCCUCAUGAAAAUCAACUCUAAAGAGCACAAAAUGUCGAAUCACACGAAAAACAUUCAGGAUUCGAUUAUGCGACAGAUGAACCGCGAAAUGACACCAACCAUUUCGGAGGUGUAUCACGAACGAAACAUAGGCCUAGGACUAGCACCACCACUGACCAAAUUGUUGUUGAGCAAAAAUUACGAUGAAGGCGACGUGGAAAAAUCGAGCGAAAGCAGCAACACAAAUGAUUUGGAUUUGUCACUGCCAACGGUGGUAAAUGGAGGAACGCCAACAAGUAAUGGCAACAGUGAACGAUGCAGUAAAUGCAGCAACAACAGCACCGAUUCGGUGUGUAAUUGUAAGUCAGCAAGUGCUACGAUAAAAAAGUCAAGCAAACCCUGGCUGAGCAACGUCAUUCCUAAUGUGAUACAGGCGAGUGAUCUAACAACAGCUGAUAUAUUGGAACGACAAAAUAAAAUUAAAGCCAAAACGAACGACAUUGAACUGAUGGAAAAUGUGAAUAAAAUAAAUGACGGACCGGUUUCCAAGAGUGGAACGGGCCGUGGUAGUCCAUUCACCGAUCUGUCUCGCCGUGAUGAAGGCGAUGGCCGGAGUGUGGCAGAUUCGCAGUGUUCGGGCAAUUAUAAGACCGAUGUAAAUAGUACGGUUCAGGUGAAACAAAUUAGAAAUAAGUUUAAUUUAUAGAUCGAAGAUAUGGUGUAGGUUGGACAAACAAGCCUAUAACCGAAAGUUUACAUAUAAUGAUGUAUAAAUGCGCCAUAGACCAUUCUGCAAUAAAUUUUGAAGC
Bradysia coprophila is the source of this 8320-nucleotide messenger RNA. Its product is annotated as tetratricopeptide repeat protein 28. Gene Ontology annotation, molecular function: protein binding. The record is from RefSeq and is a predicted model, not a curated record. NCBI's taxonomy places the organism in Eukaryota, Metazoa, Arthropoda, Insecta, Diptera, Sciaridae.